AUGCUGUUUACUGAAUCGUCAAAGGCAAGAGAACCUUGCCCUGAGACCAAUCAAGUCUCUUCAAUUCCUUCCAUUGAAAAUCAGGAGACUGGUGAAAAUGAUAAGGCUGAGAGCUUUUAUGAGGCUGAUGCCGGGGAUGGUACCAAGAGAGAAGAUAUGUAUUUACUGGGUAAGAAAUUAAUUCUCUGCAUGGUUUCCCUAGUCGCGUGUAUGUUCUUGUUCGCUCUAGAUCAGCUCAUCGUUACCACAAUUUUAAACACCGUUGGAACCAAGUUCAAUGCAUUGAACCAAGUUGGAUGGCUAUCUUCAGGGUUUCUCAUCAGUAUGGCUGUUCUUGUCGCUGUUUGGGGUAAAAUCUCCAUUAUCUUUGGACGCAAAGUUACCAUGCUUGUGGCAAUUCUCUUUUUUGAGGCAGGAUCACUUAUGUGUGGAUUAGCAAAUAGCAUGGAUGUACUUAUUGGAGGCAGGGUGUUGGCUGGUAUUGGAGGUGGUGGAAUUCAAACCAUGACUUUCAUUAUCAUCACCGAGGUGCUUCCCAUUGACAAAAGACCAGUGGGAAUGGCCCUUCUUGGUACAAUCCUUGGUGUUGCAUCCGUUUUGGGGCCCUUGAUUGGCGGAGCUUUCACAUCAGGUGUAUCUUGGAGAUGGUGUUUCUUCAUAAACUUACCCAUUGGAGCAGUGGCUUCACUUGUUUUCUUUUUCUCAUUCACUCCGCCUAAAGUUUCCUUCUCAAUUAGAAAGAAGUUGAAAAUCAUUGACUACACUGGAAUCUUUCUCAUGACCUCAAGCUUAGUUCUCGUGCUUUUAGCAUUAACCUUUGGUUCAGAUGGAAACUUCAAAUGGGACUCAGCAGCAGUCAUUUGUUGUUUUGUACUUGGAGGGCUUCUAGUAAUUGCCUUUUGUGUGUGGAACUUCAAAUAUUCAAAGAACCCGUUGAUACCACCAGAGGUCGUGAAGACCUUGCAAGUCACAGCGGCUGCCCUAACCAUGUUUGGAGUUUUUUCAUACUAUAUUGCAGCUACUGUUUACCUUGCAAUUUACUUUCAGGUGAUUCAUAAAGCUUCGGCUUGGAGAUCAGGGGUCGACAUGUUGCCUCUCAUCAUUAGUGUUAUUGUCACAUCUAUUGUUGGCGGUGUCUUUGUCAAGAAAACAAGAUUGGUGAAGCCAAUUGUCGUUUUGGGUACUGCUCUCGGCUUCGUCGGUAGCGGGUUAUUGUGUCUACUCGAUGUCGAUUCAUCCACUCCCAUGCAAAUAGGACUUUUGAUACCCGUUGGCGUUGGCAUUGGUAUAAACAUGCAAGCUGCUCUUAUGGCUGGUCAGAUUGUGGCUCCUAAGAUUCCGGGAGGAGUGAUUUUAGCCACCACCUAUUUGAAUUUCUGCCGCUCAGUGGGUGGUGCUAUAUCGGGAAUUUUGGCGAAUGUAAUGUACACAUCUACGAUUCUGAAGAAUUUGCCACGCAAUUUGAUGAAACAGUCACCCGAGGUGAUUCAGGAGCUCUCCAAGUAUGAUCUUAAACACCUUAUUCAGAAGAGCACUCCGGGAUUGUCCGCCGCCAGCCAGCAUUUUUUGAACACCGAAGUGAUGAGCGGAAUUCGGGCCGCAUUUUAUUUGAAUUUGGGCUAUGCUGCAAUUGGAUUCGUUUUCUCAUUGCUUGUGACUAACCAGAGGUUGCCCGUGGCUACACCUCAGGUGAGGGAUUCUGAUAAUGUGGAAGAAUUGAAUGUCGUAGAAAAACGAGAAGAGUGA
Molecule: messenger RNA, 1746 nt
Organism: Australozyma saopauloensis
Lineage: Eukaryota; Fungi; Ascomycota; Pichiomycetes; Serinales; Metschnikowiaceae
Product: MDR family MFS transporter
Exons: 1
Coding region: 1-1746 (581 amino acids)
Biological process (GO): transmembrane transport
Cellular component (GO): plasma membrane
Molecular function (GO): transmembrane transporter activity
Source: RefSeq, a predicted model, not a curated record